AUGAGCAUUCUAACCUCAGACGCCAACAGAGUCACUGCAGCCGACCUCAAUGUCAAGAUAAACGCCGCAACCAGCAAGGUCGGCUCCGACUGGGACAACCUACCAGAGGGCCAUGGCUUGCUUAAGUUUUCCGCAAAACUGCGCGAGCUCAUCAAAGAAGCUGGGUAUGCAGAGAUGUAUGGGGUAGAGCUAUCUGCACCUGUUGAAGAGUAUGUCAUCUCCCUAGAGUCUACACUUGAACAGAACAACAGAGGGCUGACCAUAACAACAAAACAGGNNGGAAAAGCCGCCCCCUUCAGCACCCUCCUCAUCCUCCAAAAAUUCCUUCGCGCAAACCAAGGCCAGGUCAACAAAGCCUGCGAACAGCUACUAGGAGCACUUAAAUGGAGGAAAGAAUUCAAGCCGCUAGAGGUCAAGAAUCAAGUCUUUCCCAAGACCAAGUUUGAGGGCUUGGGCUACGUUACAAAACUCAAGAAUGUGCCUGAGAGUCCCAACGAAGUGGAUAUUGCUACUUUCAAUAUCUACGGCGCUGUCAAGGACACAAAGAAGACCUUUGGCGAUCUAGACGAGUAA
This is a messenger RNA of Aureobasidium musti, 573 nucleotides long. NCBI's taxonomy places the organism in Eukaryota, Fungi, Ascomycota, Dothideomycetes, Dothideales, Saccotheciaceae. The record is from the annotation of a GenBank genome assembly.